AUGUCACACGUUGCAAGGUCUCCAGUGCGAGGGAUUGUGUCCCGAUCCAACUCACUUGAUUCGUUAAUAAGAAUAUGGGUGAGACCGUAUAUUCCUGAUUGUAUUGGGCUAGUUAUUCUAAGUGUAGCAUAUCUAUUUCUCGUCAGGUUUAUCGAACCUUUCCAUCGAAUGUUCUUCAUCAAUAAUAUCAAUCUACAGUACCCUCAUGCCGCAGUAGAGCGAGUUUCAGUGUCAAGAAACGUCAUAUACGCAGGUCUUAUUCCGCUUCUUGUUCUCUUUACGUGGCUUGGGGUCGAAAAGGCCUCUCUCCACAAGUUAAAUGUCACUCUACUAGGAUUCCUCAUAAGCAUCGCCCUUGCACUAUUUAUCACAGAUUCAGUUAAAAACGCAGUUGGUAGGCCCCGGCCAGAUUUAAUUGCAAGAUGCAAACCAGCCCCCAGGACACCCGAAAAUAUUCUCGUAACAAUUGACGUAUGCACAGAAACCGACUUUUCUAUGCUUCAUGAUGGAUGGAGAAGUUUUCCAUCUGGGCAUUCUUCGUUCGCAUUCAGUGGUUUAGGAUUCCUGUCGUUUUUUUUAGCCGGCCAAUUGCAAGUUUUUCGUCCAAAUAAGAAUUUGUUAGGUACACUUCUGAGUAUUGCCCCUAUAAUGAGCGCUAUUAUGAUUGCCAUAAGCCGCUGUGAAGAUUAUCGCCACGAUUGGUACGAUGUGAUAUCUGGUUCUAUAAUAGGCAUAUCUACAGCCUUCUUUUCAUACAGGAGAUACUAUCCUCGUUUGCAGUCUCGUCGUUGCGAGGAACCAUUUACUCAUAAAAAUACACGAUCAGCAGAAGGAAUUAGAAGGAUUAAAAAUGAUGAAGAAUCCGCCAGGCCAUCUCGGGAUUUUAGGUCUAGUGAUGAUGAAGAUGUAAAAUAA
This is a messenger RNA of Blumeria graminis f. sp. triticale, 915 nucleotides long. NCBI's taxonomy places the organism in Eukaryota, Fungi, Ascomycota, Leotiomycetes, Helotiales, Erysiphaceae. The record is from the annotation of a GenBank genome assembly.